AUGGAACAGAUCCAAAGUAGUAAAAACAAAGGUGAAGCAGUGUUUUGGGCACAUCUAGGAAAAAUUUAUAAACAGAAGUCGCUACCUUUUUCUAAGCUAAAAGUAGGAGAUGUAGUACUAACAGAUAAGGAAAAUAUUUCAAAUGAACUUUACGAACAUUAUAUGGAACAAUUUAAACCUCCGCUUUUAGAUUUCACAAAUACACAUGAUAUGGAGAUAAUGAAAGAGUUCGAGGAAAUUUUAAAAGGUCUCUCAACGUCGACGGAAGAGGUGGAAGUGACAAACACUUCAGAGAUCAGAAAUGCUAUCCGUUCCCUCAAACCCAAAAAAUCAGCAGGAUAUGACAACAUAUCGAACUUUAUAAUAAAGCGAUUGCCUCCCGGAUACAUACAAGGCCUAGGUAAUUGUUUUAACCUUUGGCUUAAAGAAUGCAGAAUGCCAAUUGAAUGGAAAUUAGCUAAAAUAAAAACCUUAAACAAAUUGAAAGCUGGAGUCCCUAAAUCUGAUCAAACUCGCCCUAUAUCACUUCUUGCAACCCAUUCUAAAUUGUAUGAAAAAAUUCUACUGACAAGAAUUCGUAGUUGGGCUGAAUCUAAUCAUAUAAUCCCCAAGGAACAAUCAGGUUUCAGGCCAAACUGUCUUAUUCCCACCAGAGUAUUAUCAAUUUAUCAGGAAGUACUCAAUAAUAUGGCCGCAAACUCGCCAACUCUAUCUAUAUACUUUGACUAUCAAAAAGCGUACGACAAAGUAUGGCAUGCAGCCUUGAUAGUAAAACUUUCGAGAGCUAAUAUACCACCCGCAUUGUUAAAAACGAUAUGGUUUUGGCUAUCAAGGAGAGAAGCAGUGGUAGUGUAUGGAGAAUUGAGUACGAGUAAAUUUCCUAUAUCAAUCGGACUCCCACAAUGA
Rotaria socialis is the source of this 906-nucleotide messenger RNA. The record is from the annotation of a GenBank genome assembly. Lineage: Eukaryota; Metazoa; Rotifera; Eurotatoria; Philodinida; Philodinidae.